Molecule: messenger RNA, 1573 nt
Organism: Trifolium pratense (red clover)
Lineage: Eukaryota; Viridiplantae; Streptophyta; Magnoliopsida; Fabales; Fabaceae
Product: programmed cell death protein 2
Exons: 10
Coding region: 165-1406 (413 amino acids)
Cellular component (GO): cytoplasm
Source: RefSeq, a predicted model, not a curated record
AUUGAUCCAACGGUGCAGAAGUAGCUAAAGGCAUUCUCUACCUUUCGCGCCUUAACUGUAUCACACAAACCCUAAUCCCUUUAGCAGCUUGCGCCGCUACCCCUCUCUUCCAACCGCCGUUAACUCCGUCCAUAUCAUCGCUUCUUUCUACUCUCUCUCCACAUAUGGACACUGAUGCAAUUGGAGAUUCUGUCAACAAGUUCAAGGCUAUUCGAAUGGAUAAUGACGAAUUUGCAGAUGAAGAUGUUGAUUCUGAUGAUGAUUUUGAUGAUUCUGAUGAUGAAGAACUUGAACCUAUCACUUUUGGUUUCCUUGAAAAGCCUAAAAAUAGUUUCACUCUUUCCCGUCAAUUUUUCCCAAGCAAAGCUGGAGGACUCCCGGCUUGGCUUGACCCUCUGAAUAUUCCAUCAGGGAAGUCUUCUGUGUGUGACUUUUGUGGAGACCCUUUGCAAUUUGUGCUUCAGGUGUAUGCACCAGUUGUUGAGAAGGAAAGUACAUUUCACCGGAUGCUAUUUGUUUUCAUGUGUCCUUCCAUGACAUGUCUUCUUAGAGAUCAGCAUGAGCAAUGGAAACGCAAUCCAGAGAAACUAAGCAGAAGUGUGAAGGUUUUCCGUUGCCAGUUACCUCGCAUUAAUCCUUUUUACUCGAGUGAAUGCCCCAAAUAUGAUGGAAGCGACAAACCUAUUGGAAGUGGAGCUGCUCUAUGUGAUUGGUGUGGUACCUGGAAAGGAGACAAGCUCUGCAGUAGUUGCAAACAAGUGCGGUAUUGCUCUGAGAAACACCAGACCCUGAGUUGGCGUGCGGGUCAUAAAAUUGCUUGCCAGCAAAUAAAAGUUUCUUCACCUCUUUCUGGACCCAACAAAAAUGGAACCACGUCGUUGGAGUCUUGCAAAGUUGGAAACAAAAGCACGUGGCCUGAAUUUGAGAUCAUUGAAGAUCAAAGUGAGUAUAACGUAGACAAAUCUGAGGAUAAUACAUUAGCUAAUUCCUUGAUUUUGAGGAAUAGGAGUGAUGACACUAUGAAUUCACUCAUGGAUAGUUUUCAGGGUGAUGAUGAUAAAAAGAGUUGGGCCCAUUUCCAGGAACGCAUUGCCAAAGCCCCGGAACAAGUCUUGAGGUAUUAUCGGAAUUCUAAUUCUAAGCCAAUAUGGCCCAUUUUAAGUGGUCGGCCAUCCAAAGAUGAUAUCCCUAAAUGCAUCUAUUGUGGUGGAUCCAUGUGUUGUGAAUUUCAGAUUUUGCCACAGCUGUUGUAUUAUUUUGGGGUGGAGAAUGAAGUGAACUCUUUGGAUUGGGCGUCGAUCGUCGUGUAUGCAUGUGAAGCCUCGUGUGAAGCAAGUUUGCCUUACAAGCAUGAAUAUGCUUGGGUUCAACUUUAUUCACCUUCUGCCUGCCCAAUACCCCAGUAGUGUAAUUUUUGAGCUCUAAGCAAAGAUGUUUUUCCCAGGCUAGGUCAGAAGUAUGGGAUAAGAUUUUCUACAUUUGCUUCACCCAACAAUUUUGGAUUAUGACAGGUGCUUGUGUAAUUUAUAAGCUUAUUUUUGCGUCUGUUGGAAGAAAUUUUGCCCCCGUAGCA